Molecule: messenger RNA, 213 nt
Organism: Morchella importuna
Lineage: Eukaryota; Fungi; Ascomycota; Pezizomycetes; Pezizales; Morchellaceae
Exons: 3
Coding region: 1-213 (70 amino acids)
Source: RefSeq, a predicted model, not a curated record
AUGCACCUACAGCAAUUCAGGAGGACCCCAGAUCGAUCCAAAACAUGGGGGUUGAGUUGUACUGCGGAUCAAUAUUUAUCUAAUCUAAUCUUUGAGAUCUGCACUUUAAUUGGUUCUACUUCCAAGAGACUUCUCGCCACCAUUAUUAGCAGCCAACAUAACUUAUCGCAGCACCUUUUCCCUAAGGCCAGACCUACAAUAAAAAAACUCUAA